UUCCAAAUGGCUUGCUACAAGCAUUUUUAUGGGAAAAGAAAGAAUCACGUAGACUUGGUUCAUUUCUCUUCCUUUGUUCCUGAAACGCCGACUUCAGAUAAUACAGCAUGUCAUUAUCUGCUAUCAGCUCCCUUUGUAUCUCUGGGAGGACUUUCACCAGUUGAGAAAGAAAUAGCAAAGAUUUCAGGACCCUUGAAACCACGUUUCUUCCGCAAUCAAGCUGGACCCAUCAAUCGCUGGCAAUUUCCAUUCAGUUCUCCCUGUGACUUACUAGGAAUUUCACAAAGUAAUAAAGCGAAACAAACUGGCCUCCAUAAGAACUUGAUGAGAAUAAUGACAGUUGAUAGCCCUGUGCCUCUGAGGGAAGAAUUUGGGGCCUGGAAAACAGGUGCAGAACUGCUUGAUGAAUCUAGUGGCCAAUCUUUUUCAAGUAUGCCUCCCCAAAUCAAACCCAGACCCAGGAUAAUCUCCCACCAAAGACUUCCCAGUCAGAUGCUUUUCUCUUAUACACAGAAGAUCACAGAAGGCAUGGAACCAGAUGUAACUUUGAACUGUUUGGGCUAUGAAUGGGAGCUUCAUCGAAUGUAUUUAUUUAAAUCCCAAGUCCUUUCACAACUUCUUGCUGAAGCAACACAGAAUAGUGAUUCCUCAAACACAAGGAGCUUAUUGAAACCUAAAAAAGGUAUUGAAACCCAUUGUUAUAAACGCUGUCUACUAACUGGUCAUAAGCAUGAUGAAUUUUGCCAACAGAAGGGAAAAAUGCCAAAAGUCACCAUUGCUCUGGAAAUCAGCGAUCAAGAUGUCACUCGGUUUGCCUUUGCUGUUGCACUCAAGAACAUGUACAAUUCUGAAUCAGAAGUGAAUGAAGAAGAUGUUCUGGGAAUUCUGGCUGCAGCAGAAGUGUUACAGUUUCCUAGCCUUUUCCAAAAGUGCAUCCAGGUCAUGAGAAGAAGCAUCUGUCCUACCAAAGUCUGUAGCUAUUAUACUGCAGGCUGCAAGUAUAAACAAUCUUCUUUGAUCACUGCCUGUGAAAGAUGGACUGAGGUAAACCUUGUCCCACAGCUUGGCUCCCAGAUAUGUCUGCGGGACCUGCCACUGGAGCUGCUACAGAAAGUGCUUAAAUCUCCAAGGUUGUUUACCAUCAAUGAAUUCUACCUCUUGAGAACUGCACUAUACUGGGUAUUCCUGCAGCAAAAUCCCAAAAUUCAGAUAAUCCCAUCUUAUGAUACUAUCCUCACAUAUUUUAGCAGUUUACCCAAGACAUGUGCCUUCUUGGAAAGGGAAGAAGGACAGCAAUACAUGGCUAUUUUUCAGUCUCUCCGUUUACAUGGUGUCACUUCAAGUAAACAUCUAGAGGAGCUAUGGGAAAUUAAUUUCUUUCCUUUGCCGUGGCUUACAAGGAUCUUGUCUGAUCAUUACCAUGCACUACAGAAUGGUGGUGACAUGGCCUUUCAGGCAGACUUUAACACCCAAGCAGUGAGAUUUGGUCUGAUGCUCACGCAGGAACCAAGAUAUCAUGCAGAAGUAAUUUCCAUUUAUGGAUUCUUCUUUGAGCUAAAAGCAAUAAAACAUGACGCUUCAGCAUACAGUUUUUACAUGAAAAGAGUCAGACAUGCAGAUCCAAUUAUUUCUUACUUCACUGCUGAGCGUAGUCCUGUCAGUUUACAGAAAGAACGGGAAGUUAAGUAUGAAAUAAAAGCACAGUGCCAAAUAGAUGAAAAGUGGGAAGAAUUCACCACAGAAAGGCUUACUCAAAGGUUUGGAGUUAAGAAACCUUCUUCUAAAAGCAAGAUCUUGAAAGCAAGAAUACCAUCAGUUCCCAUCUAUGUGACAUUUUCGCUUCUUUUCCUAUCAUCUUAA
Messenger RNA from Protobothrops mucrosquamatus (brown spotted pit viper), 1860 nucleotides. RefSeq names its product BTB domain containing 16 (gene BTBD16). Gene Ontology annotation, molecular function: protein binding. The record is from RefSeq and is a predicted model, not a curated record. Lineage: Eukaryota; Metazoa; Chordata; Lepidosauria; Squamata; Viperidae. The transcript is spliced from 17 exons. The coding region runs from base 7 to 1860 and encodes 617 amino acids.